CCAAAGCAGGAGGUUAGAUGAGAUCAAAUGGCUGCCUUUCCCUGCAUGACCAUAUUUUUCCUGGUAUCCUCCACUUUGGCACAGAUUGUUUUUUCAGGUAAGCAUAUGUCUUUUACUUGCAGGAGAGAAAAAGAGUCAUUUGUGACUGGAUGGGUAAAGUUUUAUCCAGGUCCAUUUGAAUCAGUAACUUCAGUGAGUGAAAUCAAACUCCACGGAGAACUGUUUCUUUUAACCUAUUGUGUCUGUACUUUAUUUGCAGAAAUCUUCAAACCCCAUGACUAUUCUAAAUGGCCUAUGCCCCCAUGUAAAAUGUACCACCCACUGGAUCCUCUUUAUGACGCAAACUGUCCUGAGGUGACAGCAUAUGUUUGUGCUACAAAUGGCCACACUUACAAGAAUGAGUGUCUCCUUUGUGUUGAUCAGUGGGAAUUCGGUCCUCAUAUUAAAUUUGAUAAAUACGGAAAAUGUGAUUAAUGGAUAACAGAGUACUAUAUAGUUGCUUAUUCUUUUCACUAAAUUCUGAAAAUUAUUUCUUUUGGAAUUUGAGGGUGUAUAAUAAAUAACACAACUCCAUGCUGCACCCAAAUUUGGAACAACAUUGGAAACAAAAGAAAACUAAUGGAGAACUGAGUAUCACAUUUAUUAGAAAUAAACACCAUACUGAAAAAGGUGGUAGAUAUUCAUCUCUGGGUACUGAUUGUUUCAAGUCAGCUUUCAGUUUGCUUAGGGCUGAGGCCUGUUAUCAAACGUGCUUAUGAACACUCCCUUGAAUUCAGUUUAUUCCAGAUUGCAGGCUUAUCUGCAAGGUCAGACGCUGCCCCACUAAUCUCACUUAAAGACAUGAACAAAAGAGAAAAUAUCCCCUCCACACAUGCACACAGUUGUUUGAGAAUUUCUACCUCAUAUUCAUAAAUGAAGCCCACUU
Molecule: messenger RNA, 925 nt
Organism: Orcinus orca (killer whale)
Lineage: Eukaryota; Metazoa; Chordata; Mammalia; Artiodactyla; Delphinidae
Gene: SPINK13
Product: serine peptidase inhibitor Kazal type 13
Exons: 5
Coding region: 28-474 (148 amino acids)
Molecular function (GO): protein binding
Source: RefSeq, a predicted model, not a curated record